Malaya genurostris is the source of this 831-nucleotide messenger RNA. Its product is annotated as glutathione S-transferase 1-like. Gene Ontology annotation, molecular function: glutathione transferase activity. Gene Ontology annotation, biological process: glutathione metabolic process. Bases 148 to 774 code for a protein of 208 amino acids. NCBI's taxonomy places the organism in Eukaryota, Metazoa, Arthropoda, Insecta, Diptera, Culicidae. The transcript has a single exon. The record is from RefSeq and is a predicted model, not a curated record.
AAAAACACUCUGGAGGCCACAAUCGGCUCCAGCAAAGAACGGAGUAAAGCUGCGCUCCGCUCAGUUAACUUUGGUACGACCAUAACGAAACAGGUUACAUUUGAACUGGUGGUGCUAUUUUUAUUGCUGCAACGGAACUGUGAAAAAAUGUUAAAACUCUACUAUCUCCCGAGUUCGGCGCCUUCCCGAGCGGUUCAGAUGACGGCGAUGGCAGUCGGUGUGGAGCUGGAACUGAAAGAGCUAAAUGUGACAAAGGGCGAACCUCGCCGUCCGGACUAUGACCGAAUCAACCCACAGUACAGUAUUCCCACGUUGAAGGACAAAGAUCUGGUGUUAUGGGAAAGCCGUGCGAUUCAAAUCUAUCUUGUGGACCGCUAUGGAGAGAAUGACAACCUUUACCCUAAGGAUCCUGCCAAACGAGCAAAGGUCAACGAGAGAAUGUUCUUCGAUGCGUGCAUUCUCUAUCACCGUUUCGCGGAGUACUACCAUGAGCAAGUUUUCGGUGGACUGGAAGGAGAUCUCAAGAAACUGGGUGCGUUGGAGCAUGCCAUGAGUAUGCUGGACUUGUUUCUGGAGGGACAGCCUUACGUAACGGGGAAUGUCAUGACCAUCGUCGAUUUGAGCAUUCUGGCGACGGUUGCUACGAUGAAGGCGCUGGGGUUCGACCUGGAGCGUUAUCACAAUGUGCACGAGUGGUACAAACACAUGAACAAUGUCACUCCGGGAGCGCAGCUCAACGAGGAGGGGGCCAAAGCGUUCGGAACAUUUAGCUAGCCGUGAAGUUUAGUUUCUUAAUAUUCUAAAAUUAAAAAUGUGAUUUUAUUUACAGUU